This is a messenger RNA of Staurois parvus, 164 nucleotides long. The record is from the annotation of a GenBank genome assembly. NCBI's taxonomy places the organism in Eukaryota, Metazoa, Chordata, Amphibia, Anura, Ranidae.
CAGACACUGAUUGGAGAUCAGUGGAAGGCUUGGCAGAGAGGGGUAGCAGACACUGAUUGGAGGGUCCAGUGGAGGAAUUGGCAGAGAGGGGUAGCAGACACUGAUUGGAGGCCAGUGCAGGGAUUGGCAGAGAGGGGUGGCAGACACUGAUUGGAGGUCAGUGG